GAUGUUCGUACCUUUAUUUUUGAUAUAUUUUGGAUUUAUAAAAUAAAGGUACUUUAGUGUGAAUAGGUUUUCAAUUUUUCUUUAAAUAAUUAAAUAUUUGAAUUAGGCACUAUCAAUGAGAAAUCCUCGAAUAAAAGUCAAUCGAAUACUAUUUUAAGUAUUCCUUCAAUGUUUCAGCGAUCAGCGAUAGAUAAAACAUUUUCUUUGCGUGUAGGAGAUUUUUUGUUGUGAUUUAAAAUGGUGGGUUUUCCAGAAUAAGAACUACGGUAGAUGUUGAUUUAUACGAUAGUGCUCCAGGCCUGGCCAGGUUGAAGUUUCUCAGUUUGAAUUGAUACGAACUCGGAAUACGUCGUUUCCAUGGAUGACUCACAAAUUAUUACAGACAAGGUUUCGAAAGCAAGGUUUCGGCGGCGUCAGGACCGCGAACGCUAUCACACUACAGCUGUAGAUUCAAACACGAUCAAGGAAAUUGCAGCAUCGUCCGGCAUUAUGACGACUUCCGCCGGAAGUGGAAAGCUCGCGCAGGAAAUCCACGAUGAGUUUCUGACGUGCAAGAUCUGCCUCGAAGGCUAUAAGAGUCCGAAGUGUCUAGAGUGCCUUCACACGUUCUGCGAGCAAUGCAUCGACAACCACGUGAUGUCCGAGUGCACGUACAAGAAGUACAGCGACUACCGUGAGUUCACGUGCCCACUGUGCCGGAAGAGGACCCAGCUUCCCAUCGGCGGAGUUAAGAAACUCCCGGAUAACUUUCUUGUCUCUAAUCUCUCAGAGCUGGUUGUCCGACAGCGGCCGUCUAAGUUCCCCUUCUGCGACAUCUGCAAGCUUGUGAAUCGCAAGCAUCGCGAGGCGGCGUCCAAAUGUCUCGACUGUAACAAACUAUUAUGUAAAACCUGCGUUGACCUUCACAGAGAGACGAAGGUCACAAAGAAUCAUAGUAUUUUCGACUGCGAGAUUGAGAAGGACAUUGAAUGCAAAGAGCAUAAAGAUGAAGCCGUACGCUUUUACUGCGAGCCUUGUGACGCAUGUAUAUGUGUCCUGUGUACCUUUAACGAGCACAAGGACCACGAAAUCACGUCUUUCACUGACGCCGUGGUCAAGUAUAAAGAGAAUAUCCAAACUUUGUUGGACAGUUGCAAAUCUAAAAUUGAUGUAUACGAUACGCAACUCAUCACCCUCGCCAAAUGCGAAAGCCUCAUCAAAGCCGCCGAGCAAAAGAUUCGCGACACGGCUAUUCAGUUCAUUGCCGACGUGCGUUCCAGAGAGAAGGAGCUGAUCGAUGACCUGCACUCGCUGUAUGGCGCCGAGCUUAUGAAAAACGUGGACAAGCGCGAUGAGCUUCAAGUGAACCUCGAGGGAUUGAAGAGCACGUGCAGCUUGACAGAGAUCGUGCUCAAAGGCAAGGACAUUGAGUUACUGUUGCUAAAAAAGCAAGUGCAAGAAAAGUUGACCACGCUCGGCGGAAUUGAGUUGGGCACGUUGCCAGAUAGUGUGACGAAGGAGGUCACGUUCAAUCCUGGUAUGCUAGAGCUCGGAACCCUUGAGGAUCAUGGGACGCCAAGGCAAAGCGUCAACCGCACGCUUUCCAUGCCGGGGACGAUGCGGAAAGGACAUCAAAGGUCGGCAUGCGUGCAGACUGACAAAGAAGAGCCGCCCCCGAAACCUCGCAGGAUUGACCAACAGAUCCAGACGGAAGUAGAGGAGAAAGAAGAAGAAUCGGAGGCCGAAAGUGUUUUUUCGAACCACGAAGAGAAGUCGACGGAAACGGAGUUGGUGGAAACCAGCGAAAAAGGCGUCAACACCCGCUCGCGAAGUCUUGUUCACUCUGUCCAGUCGAGUAGCUCCGCGGAAAACACUGUUGAUGGUCAAAACGGAGUUCAGGAGUCGCCGACCUCCCCACAAGAACACCGUCGCCACCGACGCCGUCGUGAGAGGAGCCGCAACGAGGUAUCAGGCCCAAUGACGGCAACCAUUACUAAUGUUGUGCCACAGGUGCCGAGCAGCCGGGCCCCGGUGCUUUCUUAUAGUAGUAGCAUUGACGAUAAUUAUUAUUCACCGGACGGAGGUAAUUCAAAUAAUACCACAGGUCAAUAUAAAUCUUUUAGCGCAUAUCCACUAGAUACCCCUGAAACCAAUUUUGGUUUUUGAUAUUGUGAUACUGACCCUAAUCUUACGUGUUUGAUUGAUCGUAAUCAUUAGAGAAAGUAUAUUUCGUGCGAUUGCAUACAUUUUAUUUACAACUGAUACUACUACUUAUGUUGUCCGUUUGUUUUUCAACCAGAGCCCGUAUGGAAUGCAGCGUCUUUACCUAGUAUACCUCUUAUUCAAAUGUUUUUUAUUUCCCAUCCAUGAACGAACCAAUCUCGUGUAUUCUUGGACCCCAUAUAAACCUUUAGAAGUGCAUGGAGCCAAUAAUUGGUUGGUGCCCUAUGGUUGAAACAGUUAGAUCCAUUUUCCUUUGGAAUAAGUUAUAUUUUACCCGAAUUUAGGCUUGAUAUUGACCGUUGUUUCGCGUUGGGCUAGCUCUGCCUCCGUCCAGGUGUGUAGUCGUCAGCAUCUUGCAACUACGUCACAGCGUGCUUAAUGACGUCAUGAUGUUCCGUUUGUCACGUCUGUCUGCUACGAGCAAAACAUGUAUGUAUAGAUGCUUUGGCAAUUGUGUACUGUGUCUUAUAUGUGUUUUGCAUUUGGAUACAUGUUAUUUAAAGCCUUUCUGUGGAGGGAAUAGUUGUUCAUGUGACGUUUGAGAGGACUUGUUGCGGAUUAUUGGCUAUAUGAUUUGACAAUUAAGCCGUUUGUGAUACUUAAAAGGUUGAGCUUGUAAUUCAAAUAUGCUAAACGCUUGGUUGUGAUUUCGAGUGUCAGAAAUAACCCAUCUAGAUAAGAGUAACUGUAAGUCUACCAAACAGACAUGCUUUAAAGGGGGCAUUUUAGUUCUUUUUCUGAAUGGAUUGUAUUAUGAACUUCAUACGAACUGCUUUGAUUGGUAGAUUAAUUAAUUAAUUAAUGCAGCAUAAUCAGCGUUCCUUGUUUAUAUUUGAUAAAUAUUGGAUCUGGGCUAUUUAAAAUAUGAUGCCGUCUGAUUUUCGUAUGGUCUUUUACUGUUGAACGAACGUGAUGGCAUCAUUAAAAAGGCAUUCCCGAUAUUGUGCAAUAACGUCGUUCGUAUGAAGUUGGCUGCUUUAAACUGCAAGUUUUCUAACAUUAUUUUGUUGAGUUUAUUUUCGUUUCUGCGGUGAAUUGUUAAAGCUGCUACUUCACAUAUUAAUGUUUACGUACGUUACUUUAAUAUUAGUCAAAUUGUUUACAUGUGUAAUUCACUACAACUAUGAGGACACUGUGCGUUCUCGUGUCUGAUGUAGGCUAUAUAUCAUCAUAACAUAAGCUAAAUAUGUGAAAUAGCAGCUUUUUAGCUAACAUAAAUAAUACUUAAUAUCGUAGACAUACAGAAAACAAGAUGCUUUUUUAUUUUAUGUUCAGAUUUUAUGAUAAAAUCGAUACUUUCGAUCAUUGAUUAGUACAAGUUAACAUGAUAUAUUGUAAAUAAAUGUAGAUAUCUUUGA
Dreissena polymorpha is the source of this 3560-nucleotide messenger RNA. Its product is annotated as E3 ubiquitin-protein ligase TRIM56-like. Gene Ontology annotation, cellular component: nucleoplasm; chromatin. NCBI's taxonomy places the organism in Eukaryota, Metazoa, Mollusca, Bivalvia, Myida, Dreissenidae. The coding region runs from base 358 to 2145 and encodes 595 amino acids. The record is from RefSeq and is a predicted model, not a curated record. Gene Ontology annotation, biological process: positive regulation of DNA-templated transcription. The transcript is spliced from 2 exons. Gene Ontology annotation, molecular function: zinc ion binding; ubiquitin-protein transferase activity.